Messenger RNA from Cuculus canorus (common cuckoo), 6086 nucleotides. It is a transcript of the gene SVOPL, whose product is annotated as SVOP like. Gene Ontology annotation, biological process: transmembrane transport. Gene Ontology annotation, molecular function: transmembrane transporter activity. The coding region runs from base 2907 to 4379 and encodes 490 amino acids. Gene Ontology annotation, cellular component: membrane. The transcript is spliced from 16 exons. Lineage: Eukaryota; Metazoa; Chordata; Aves; Cuculiformes; Cuculidae. The record is from RefSeq and is a predicted model, not a curated record.
ACAGCUGCACUCUCCAGUGAUUACAUGCAUACUGUCUGGGUUUUUGUGAUGAAAACAUAAUGAUAUGGAUCUGGCAGCCUGGAUCAUGCAUCUCAUUCAGCAGAUGUUGAUAAUAGCUGUGGCUGAAUAUUAACUAUUAUUAAGAAGAUGUAAAAGGAGACUGUGAAAUAGCGUAAGUUGGCUGGUAGCAAAUGUCUUCCUGUUGCUUGCAGGCAUGAGAUUCUGCAUGGGAGUUCAACACUUUGAUAGAACUAUUGCAACACUUCUGUCAGCUCAAUGUAUGUAUUUCAAAACAGAAGGAUUUGGGGAACACUCAUGAGAGAGAGACAAAAAAUGUCCCAGCAUCCUCACUGGCCUUCAUCAGUGCCAACACAUUUCAGGAGUAAAGCUUGAUGUAUGCACUGCCAGUCAAUAGCACAUACCUAUUGCAGCUCAGAUUCACUGGCCAGCACAACUUGUAGCACUGAGAUUUGCUGCACGAUAAGGUUGGGAUCACUGUGGCAGUUUAAGCUGCAAAUGCUCCCUGCAGCUUAGUACUUGGUCAGGAAGCAGAUGAACAAGGCUCCCUCUUUUCAUGGUGUUGGCACCUCAGUUGGCUUUAUCUGUCCAACAGGGGGCUGAUGGCUGCAGUGCCCAGGCACUGCUCAUGGCUUUGCAGAAGAUGGCAAAGGCACAUUCCAUGGGCACUGGUGCUGCAAGACCUGUCCUCAAAACCUGUCAGCUGAAGUCUUGCUGGUGUUGCAGUAGGGAUACCUCCGUAGCAUCGUCCCUUUAUCCCCUUGGGGUCAUUCCACAAGAAGGGAUGGGCAAGCACCAUCACCUGUGAUGGGUAGCCCAUGUGGAGUACCUGUGGGUACCAUGGAAUCAGCAUAGAUGAACACUGGUGCACCCAACCUGCAGCACCUACUCUGGGAGGGUGGAGGCAGGUGGAGAGGAACCCGCCUCUGCUCAGAAAGGAGGAAACCUGACCCCCGGAAGCUGGAUCCCAAACCCAUAGCACUGCCAACACUGUAAAUAGAACAUAAGUGAAAGAGACAGUCAGAAAAGAAGAAAGGUCUGUUCCUUUGUGCCCGAGCCACUGCAGAGGUAAGAAAGUUUCAUUCAAAAAAAAAAGAAUAGAAAAAUAAAAAUAUUUAGUCAGCAUUUGCUUAAUAGAUGGGGUAUCUGAUCAUUUGUAUGUUACGUGCAGAAGCUCUCUGCUUUACUGACAAAAUUCCCAGCUGGUCUUAGGUGCAGCAUUGCAUAUUGUGUGUCCUUUAUGGCCUCGCAGCCCUCCAGUGUAAGGUCACAGCAUCCUUUCACUGGGUCCCAGCAGCAGUUUCACUGUGCUCUCUAUUGCCCAUUUUGGAUGGAGGGUCUGUAUUUUCCUUGCCAGAAGCAGCUUUGUCACUACUGUUCUUUUGGCUCCUGUAACUGGCAUUUAGUAGUUUCAGUGGGAUUUACAGAUAGCAGAAAACUUCUGACUCUCCAAAGUGGCAUGAUAGACAUUAGCUACCCCAUCAAGGCAAACAGGGUUGCAAAGGUUUGGGAUGAGUAAACCAUGGUUUUGGUAGGAACUGUUAGGAAGUUUACUGGUGCUGCAUCUAAAUCUCUUGUCUUUUGGACAUAAAUGACCAGUGUGUACAGUGCCAGGGACUCAUCUGCUAGUGGCUUCUUGCCUGCUUAUGGAUGAAUGAAUUUUGCACCAGCUUCUCCAAUGCCUGGACAGAGGGGGGAUACAGGAACCUGCACAGAUUUCUGGUGUUAUUUGAGAUGCUGGAGCAGGAAUCUCACCUGUUGCUAUUUGAGAGCAGCGUGGGUCUCUCAUAGGUGUUAUCUGCUAUCCUGAUGCUUCUGGGACUGUCUUGGCUACUGUAGGGUGUUGAAGGUGGCACUGCACCACUCUGCUUGAGCACCUGAGCCUCACCAGGGCCCUACACAGCAAUACCAGGGAAUGGGGUUGUCUCUCCUUUUCUGGAAGAGCUGCAGCACUUCUAUAAUGGUGAUUCAGAGGAGAUGAGUGUCAGUGAAACACUCCCAUCACCUCUCAGCAAAAACUGGCGGAGUAUCCCAGCAUCAGGAUGUGUGGGCAAGGGCCUUGGGCUUCAUCCUUGUCCUUACGUACACCCUGGCCUGGCUUACUGGUGCCCUGAGGUGUGCAUGCUGCAGGCUGUGGAGAGUGGCCUUUAACCAAAUACAGGUGUGAUGUGGCAGCUUAGGGAAGAAUGUGUUUUCAGGUCUCUGAUCAUAAAGGAACAGAAAUGGACAAAAGCGAGUCCCCAGAUUUUGUUAUUGCAAAGCCCUUCAGAAUUCAGACGCACAGUAAAGCUUUACCUCUUUUCGUGGGCUCCUCCAAGCACCUUGUUUGGCUGCUUUUGAGCUUGUACCACUUGGAAACGGUCCCUAGCUGGUGGCCAGCAAGGUCAGCCGGUGACACUGUGUACUGCCAGCAGCUGUGGCUGCCUGUGAGAACACUGCUGAGACUAAGUUGUAAGCAAAAUCCUACACAGCCUCCUGGAUACUGAACUGUAAUGAUCUGCAACAGCAAGGUCAGUAUAUGCAACCCAACUGACUAAUCUGCCAUUAAACCCAUAACGACAUCCUUAUAAUGUUUUCAAGGUAACCAGCCUGGCAGUACUGUAACUCCAUAGUCUCCAUGUUCAUGCUGCCCUCUAUCUCAGCUGGAUUUUAUAUCUUUCGUUAGAUGCUGUUGGUCAUUAAUUCCUUCAAGCUCUUACUGCAUCGUCCCUGAUCACUGCUGGGUGGUUGUAAGUACUGCCUGGGCCAAGUCCAGCAACCCUGAAGGCAGGUAGUCAAAGCAGAGGGUGUCAUCAAACUUAAGAUGGGUUGUGCCCCCUGCCCCAGUGUCUGAGCAUUCACUCGACGAUACAGCUUGUGAGUAACAGUGGACCCCAGGAGAAGCUGAGAUGGCCACUGCACCGAAAGAGGCAGAAAAUGCUGUUGGCUUGGAGGAAAUCCACAUGGAGAGACAAGAACCCCCAAAAGGGCAGAAGACGUUUACAGUGGAAGAAGCUGUGGAAACCAUUGGGUUUGGGAGGUUCCAUAUUGUACUUUUCCUGAUCAUGGGCAGCACUGGGGUGGCUGAAGCCAUGGAAAUCAUGCUAAUAGCUGUUGUGUCCCCUCUCAUCCGAUGUGAGUGGCAGCUUCAAGACUGGCAGGUGGCUUUAGUGACAACGAUGGUGUUUUUUGGCUACAUGGUCUUCAGCAUAGUUCUCGGGCUUCUGGCCGACAGGUAUGGCCGCUGGAAGAUUCUGCUGCUUUCAUUCCUCUGGGCAGCUUAUUUCUCCCUGCUGACCUCGUUUGCUCCAUCCUACAUCUGGUUCGUGUUCCUGCGGGCCAUGGUAGGCGGUGGUGUGUCAGGCCAUGCACAAGGGCUUAUCAUAAAAACUGAAUUUUUGCCCACCCAAUACCGAGGAUAUAUGUUGCCCUUAUCCCAGGUGUUUUGGUUGGCAGGAUCCUUAUUAAUCAUCGGCCUGGCAUCAGUGGUGAACCCAACCAUUGGCUGGCGGUGGCUGAUCAGAAUUGCCUCCAUCCCAGGCAUCCUUCUCAUCCUGGUGUUCAAGUUCAUCCCAGAGUCAGCGCGGUACAAUAUCUCCACGGGAAACGUGGCAGCUGCCAUGGCCACGCUGCAGAAGAUAGCCAAGAUCAACGGGGCAGCAGUGCCUGAGGGAGUGCUGAUGGAGCCUGUCAAGGAAAAGAGAGGAAGAUUUAAGGACCUCAUCCACCCCAAAUACCUCAGAACCAGUUUGCAGAUAUGGAUCAUAUGGCUUGGCAUAGCUUUCGCUUAUUACGGCGUCAUCUUGGCCAGCACUGAAUUACUGGAGCGGGAUCUCAUCUGUGGCUCCGCAAGACCACCAGUGCAGGACUCCAGCGAUAACUCUGAGGAAAGCCGCAGUCGCUGCUACUGCCACUUGUUUGGUCCCACUGCCUACCAGACCAUGAUGAUUAGCACAGUCGGAGAGAUUGCAUUAAAUCCUUUGAACAUUCUUGGCAUCAAUUUUCUUGGAAGACGCCUGACCCUGUGCAUCACCAUGGGAUUUACGGCACUAUUCUUUCUUCUCCUUAAUAUCUGCACUUCGAGCACAGGCAUGAUCGGGUUUCUCUUCAUGCUGCGCGCCUUGGUUUCUGCAAACUUCAACACCAUCUACAUUUACACAGCAGAGGUUUAUCCCACCACAAUGCGAGCCCUGGGGAUGGGAAUAAGCGGGUCACUGUGCCGUGUUGGAGCUAUGGUGGCCCCAUUUAUAUCACAAGUUCUUAUGAGUGCUUCUUUCCUUGGGGCCCUGUGUCUUUUCUCCUCUGUGUGUGUGGUCUGUGCAAUCUCUGCACUUACGCUGCCCAUCGAGACCAAGGGCAGGGCACUUCAGCAAGUGAAAUGAAAGUGGGCGUUUGAUGUUGGAUUGAGUAGGAAAGAAAAGUAAACCUUUGGAAUCAGUAAUUUCCUCUAAGCAUAAUUUGAUGUUGAUUGCUUUUCCAUAUAAAAAUUUCAUCUUCCAUUAUAAAAAUUACAACUAAACAGUGUAGGAGCUACGAUUUGCAUAGACAAAUGGCAAAUCUCUCAAGGACAUUCCCCUUCUUAUGAUUCAAUAAAAAGAUGCUUUUUACUUGUCCCAUGAAGUGAGAUGGAGACUCUUUACUACUGAUGCUGUUAGUAGUGCCAAAGUAGAUACGGUCUUAGCCAUUGCAGCUUAAAAAAUACUUUAAAAAACAAACCAGCAUUCCUCAACUACUUGUGCAUCUGCAUUAAAGUAGUUAAAUUUAACAUCUCAAACUUCUUCACAGUGGCAAUUUCUGAGAAGAUUCUUUGGGUGACAUUCAAGACCAUACAAAGAAAGUCGAUUCAGAUUUUUCCAGUGGAUUAUUUCAACAGUGACAUUUUCAAACAGCUUACAGCAGGCAAACAAGUAACUGGACUGCAGGGGUACAUUUACAGUCUUCUCCCUAACGUUUUCCAUUGGGAAAACAACUUGAGUGUGAAGCUGUACAGGUGUCUUCUCUUCACCUCUAAAAGCACUAAGUCUCCUAAUAAAUUUGUGCUUGCAACUUAACAGUCGAGAGGAACAGAGAGCACCUUCCACUAGAAGCAGUGCUAAAUCGGGUAACUGCGUAUCUAGGGAGGCACGAGCAGCCCUUGUAUCUAAUCUCUUCAAUGAUCUAUCUACCACACCAGUGCUACAUAGCAAGUCAAAAGCAGGCUUGUGGGCACUCAGAUGUCGUCACAAUUCCAUCUGCAAAAUGCUGGCACAAUCAGAGCUCAAAUAAUCCAAAAGACUGCCUGCUCUCCUGAAAACUCAGUUUUUAAGAUGUGUUCUGGUCUGAGCUAAAGUAGAAUCAGUUUUCUAACUUCAGCUAAACCUCAUCUAAGUGAUCCUUUUCCUGCAAGUUAACUGUAUGUUUUUCAGAGUGUUUCUCUCUAGAAGUGAUAACACGGGGCACUGGAAUGCAGAAAGGCCAUUGCUUACACUUAUUCCUACAGAAACCAAAGUCAUCCUCAACUUGGUGGAAUGCCUAAGUGAAAGGGGCAAAAAAGGGUCACACUUGCAGGGAGGAGCUGACAGGAGAGGAGCCCCCCAACUGAAUAACAGAGUAUUUUAUCCCAUAUACAUUACACUCAGUAGAAAACAUAGGGAUCACGAGGGCCAAGCUCUCUUCUUUGAUGGCUGACAUCCAUUGAGGACCUCAUCUGUCUUUUUGCCCUGAUCAUGGAUCUCUGCAUUCCUGAAUCCAGCUCCUCAGUUCAGCUCCCUCCUACUGCUGAGUCCAGCCUGGGACCUUUUUCCCUGUGCCUGCGCUGCAGCAUCAGUGGUGAUGCAGUCAUUGGGGUGGGGGGAGGAAUUUUGUAUAUUUGUGUAUAUAUAUAUUACUGUUCCCUCAUUAAUACUAUUUUCAUUAUUAUUGCUUCAUUAAAGCUGUUUUAGUUUUAGUUUCCAACUCGCAAGUCUUUUUCUCUCAUUUUCCUUUCCCCUUUGCAGGGCAGGGUGGGGAGGAAAUUAGGAUUACAGCUGCUCAUGUUUAGCUGCCAGUGAAGCUGGUCUGGAUCUAAACCAACAUGACAUAAAUAAAGAGUAUAAACCAAUACCUGGAGU